Aspergillus fijiensis CBS 313.89 is the source of this 1368-nucleotide messenger RNA. Its product is annotated as alanine--glyoxylate transaminase. Gene Ontology annotation, molecular function: L-serine:pyruvate transaminase activity; L-alanine:glyoxylate transaminase activity. Gene Ontology annotation, cellular component: peroxisome. Lineage: Eukaryota; Fungi; Ascomycota; Eurotiomycetes; Eurotiales; Aspergillaceae. The transcript is spliced from 2 exons. The annotation marks the transcript as partial. The record is from RefSeq and is a predicted model, not a curated record.
AAACGGACGCAGCAGCGCUUGAGCCUGAUCUCCAGACACCUGGAUCAGCGACUCCCGCUGCCUGAGCUUAAUACCCCGUUCUCGACCGAGAGGAACUCCCUCGCUCCAGACGACCUCGAAUAUAAACCCAUCGAUCGCUCCGUUCCUUCUUCCAUCCCUUCUUCUCCUACCACUCCAUCCUCCCCCUCCUCCUCCCCCCCGCCCAAAAUGUCUUCCCAAGCCCCUCACAACACCCUGCUCAUUCCAGGGCCUAUCGAAUUCGAUGAUGCUGUCCUCCAGUCCAUGUCUCACUAUGCUGAGAGUCACGUUGCCCCCGGAUUCGUCAAGACCUUCGGUGAGACCUUGUCUCUCGUGCGCAAGCUCUUCCAAUCGUCCAAUCCCGCCGCUCAACCCUUUGUCAUCUCCGGCAGUGGUACCCUGGGCUGGGAUGUUGUAGCUUCCAACCUGAUCGAGAAGGGCGAGAAUGCUCUGGUCCUGCACACCGGUUAUUUUGCCGAUUCGUUCGCCAACUGCAUUGAGACCUACGGGGCUCAUGCCACCCAGCUCAAGGCCCCCAUUGGCGAGCGGCCCUCGUUCGAGGAGAUUGAGCAAGCCCUCAAGGCGAAGCCCUACAAGAUCAUCACCAUCACCCACGUCGACACCUCGACCGGCGUGCUGAGCGACAUCAAGCGCGUGGCCGAGAUCGUGCGGCGCGUCAGCCCUGAGACGCUGGUCGUCGUCGACGGUGUGUGCAGUGUCGGCUGCGAGGAGAUUGCGUUCGAUGAGUGGGAUCUGGACGUUGUGCUGACGGCCAGCCAGAAGGCCAUCGGCUGCCCUCCUGGUCUGAGCAUUCUGAUGCUGUCCGGCCGGGCUCUCGACACCUUCAAGGCCCGCAAGACGCCCCCCGCCUCCUAUUACGCCUCCAUCGGCAAUUGGUUGCCCAUCAUGCAGAACUACGAGAACUUCAAGCCCUCUUACUUCGCCACUCCCCCCACCCAGCUCGUCCACGCCCUGCACACCACGCUGUCUCAGAUCACCGCUCGCCCCAUCACCGAGCGCUACGCCAUUCACCGUCACGCCUCGGACCGCGUCAAGGCCGCCGUCGCCGAGCUCGGCCUGAAGCAGGUGGCCGCCACCCCGGAGAACCAGGCCCACGCCAUGACCGCCAUCUGGCUGCCCGAGGGCCUCGCUCCCCCGGACGUGCUGCCCGGUCUGCUGAAGCGCGGGGUGAUCUUCGCAGCGGGUCUGCACAAGGAGGUUGCCACCAAGUACAUCCGCUUCGGCCACAUGGGCGUUAGUGUCACUGACCCCGCCCGGUCGGACAUUGACAAGGCCAUUGCCGCCUUGAAGGAGGCUCUGACCGAGGCCAAGCAGGCCAAGGGACUGUAA